GUUAACGUAGAAAACGCGUCGCUCGCUCGCUCGGAAACGAUCCGCGUUUCCGAGGGCUCUCCGUUUGCGAGGAAUUCCGAUUUUCGGAAUUGAUUCAAUCAAACACGCUCGGGGUUGUCCGUCGCGAUUCGACGACGCGGUUGUGAUUUCUUCGUGGAUCUUUCUCUUUUGUCUCGGGAGACAGAAUCGAUGCGUUAGCCCGACAUGUCCACGAUCGUUGGAUUCUUCAGGAUUACCGAGAAACCUCGAGUAACAGGGCUAUACGUGCGUUGUUGACGGUGGAGCGGAUGGUGGAGCGUAGACUUUAGAGCGGCGACUAGAAUAUAUCCAUUAUGGAAGCGUUGCGUUUAGCUAUACAGACGCGGCUUGGGGAGAGGAUGGUCAGCAUGAGCUCCAUGCUCGUAGAGACAGUCAGUAUAAAUUAUGAAGACUUUAAUGAGAGUUUUUUAACAUGUGGCACCUGUCUCUGUGUUUACGAUGGCAGCGAGCAUACACCUAAAUUACUACCAUGUUCACACACGGUAUGUUUACAUUGUUUAACAAGAAUUGCUGCGUCUCAAACUCGAGAGACAGGAGCAUUUAGAUGUCCCAUUUGUAGAGAAUUAAUAACUAUUCCUCGUGGAGGGGUACCUGCACUGCCCCCGAGUUUUCUCGUAAAUCAACUGCUGGACCUUAUGUCUCGACAAAGACGAGAGGUCAUCCCAAAGUGUUCAGUUCAUAUAAAUCAGGAAUUAUUAUUUUGUGAAACAUGUGAUACAGUGUUCUGUACAGUAUGUACUAGUGGGACACAUGCAGGAACGUCACCUGGAUGCACAGAACAUACAAUUAUCCCUUUUAGUAUUGCGAUAAAAAGAAUGUCCGAAAUAUUGCUGUAUAAAGCUAAUGAGUGUAUAUCCAAGUUAACACAGGCACAAGAUUCUGUGAGCACGGAACUGCAACGUUUGGAAGCCUCUACGGAAAAAUGUUUGAGCGCAGUGGAUACGGAAUUUGCUGAGAUCAUCGCAAAAAUAGAGAAACGUCGCACGGAAUUGCAAGCUGCUGUGACCGCUGCUGCUCGUGACAAGAAACACGUACUUGAAGAACAACAUUCUCUUAUUGAGGCAGAAAAAACCAAAGUGGAGAGAGAGUGCGAAGGAUUACAAUAUCAGGUCGAGGUCCGAAAUAUUACUCAACGUAUUAACAGCUUGUCGGAUCAACUUGAUGCAGCAACCGCUCUCAGCGAACCUAAAGAGAAUGCCUUUAUUUUUUUUUUUGACGCUCUCUUUCAAUUAGAGCAAGCAUUGAGUAACGUGGGACGAGUACGUUCUAGUACAACAUUACCAGGUUUGUGCCGAGCCAGAUUGAAGGAUCUAGCUAUAAUAAAGCUACAAACGAUCGUCGUAGUCGAAACGGUAGAUUAUCACGGUCAUCCUCGAAAUGUCGGUGGUGAUCUUAUUAACGCCGAAUUAACGCUUGCUGAUAAUAUGCAUGCAGAAAGUCAGAAUGCUCCUAUUGAGACAGAAGUGAAAGAUUUGGAGAAUGGAACUUACGAAAUUUACUUCCGGCCACCAACUGCAAGUCGAUAUGUUUUGAAGGUGUCGGUGUUCGAACGACCUAUUAAAGAUUAUCCGCUAUUUUUCGAUACGACUGAGCAUAAUGAACCUAUUAAAACAUAUGGAAGACGUGGUAACGGAAAAGAUGAGUUUCACCAGCCUGUUUCAGUCGCAGUGGACGAUGAAGGGAUGAUCUAUAUUUUAGAUACUGGAAAUUCUCGUAUUAAGGUACUCAAUUGUGAUUUGGAGUUUCAUAGGCACAUAAACAAUGAAGGCUUAGAGGGUCGCAGUUGUACGGGAAUAGGUAUAUCUCAACAAGGUCUCGUAGUCGUGAAUUGGCGAACGCGAAAGAUUACGGAAAUGACUUCAUUGGGUGACACAAUCCGAUCUUUCACGCAUAACGCAUUUCAAGAACCCAUAGACAUUGCAGUGGACAAGAGUUAUGGGCACAUACUUGUCGCUGACAACGGUCAAAGCUGUGUAUUCGUAUUUGACUCAGACGGGAAGAUACUAUUCCAGGUUGGUAAGAGAAGCACGUUCAAGCUAAUCAGUUCUGUAACUGUCGGUCCGGCCGGUGAGAUUUUAGUUGCCGAUAGCAGAAUUCAAGUGUUUUCCGCAAAGGGAGAUUUCUCCGAAGAAAUAUAUCCUGAGGGCAAAGGAAAAGGUAUCUACGGAGGAAUAGCUGUAGAUGCAGAUGGCAAAAUUAUCGGUACUCGUACAGACAAGGGUCGUAGCAUAAUACAAGUUUCAAAGUUAGGGGGAGGUAAUAUCUUAACCGAAAUCGAUUCACACAGCUCGAAAUUGCGACGUCCCUCAGGCAUAGCUGUGCUGCCAAAUAAUCACCUAGUGGUGGUGGACUUAGGCAAUGAUUGUAUAAAAAAAUAUAGGUACUGGUAAAAAGUCAUUUGUUUAAGCAUCAAAAUUCAAAUCGCG
Molecule: messenger RNA, 2465 nt
Organism: Mycetomoellerius zeteki
Lineage: Eukaryota; Metazoa; Arthropoda; Insecta; Hymenoptera; Formicidae
Product: tripartite motif-containing protein 2
Exons: 11
Coding region: 333-2429 (698 amino acids)
Cellular component (GO): nucleoplasm
Molecular function (GO): zinc ion binding; protein binding; ubiquitin protein ligase activity
Source: RefSeq, a predicted model, not a curated record